CUCUGCUCCUGAGUCUUCUCCUGGCUGUUCUGCCUGUUUGCUCCACUGCCCCGGUCUCCAGCUCGUGUUUCAUCCUUUGAAUGCUGGGAGCAGAUGCCGUGGGCAGGGACAUUUUUUGGAUUCUAGUGGAUCUGUGCUACUGAAUCUGACCUGGAAAAUUCAGGAGCUGCUGCUGCUGCUUCAGGACUGAAUGGGCCUCUGUAUGGCCCCUUGUGAAAGAUGGUGGAUCGCCUGGCGAACAGCGAGGCAAACACCAGGAGGAUCAGCAUCGUGGAGAACUGCUUCGGCGCGGCCGGCCAGCCCCUGACCAUUCCCGGGCGCGUGCUGAUCGGGGAGGGAGUGCUGACGAAGCUGUGCAGGAAGAAGCCCAAAGCCAGGCAGUUCUUCCUCUUCAACGACAUCCUGGUCUACGGCAACAUCGUCAUCCAGAAGAAGAAGUACAACAAGCAGCACAUCAUCCCCCUGGAGAACGUCACCAUCGACUCCAUCCAGGAUGAGGGGGACUUGCGGAACGGCUGGCUCAUCAAGACGCCCACCAAGUCCUUCGCCGUUUACGCCGCCACCGCCACCGAGAAGUCGGAGUGGAUGAACCACAUCAACAAGUGCGUCUCCGACCUGCUCUCCAAGAGCGGGAAGAGCCCCAGCAGCGAGCACGCCGCCGUCUGGGUGCCGGACUCGGAGGCCGCCGUCUGCAUGCGCUGCCAGAAGGCGAAGUUCACGCCGGUGAACCGCCGGCACCACUGCCGCAAGUGCGGCUUCGUGGUCUGCGGGCCCUGCUCUGAAAAGAGGUUCCUGCUGCCCAGCCAGUCCUCCAAGCCCGUGCGCAUCUGCGACUUCUGCUACCAGCUGCUGGCCACCGGGGAGGUGGCCGCUUGCCAGGCCUCCAGGUCAGACUCCUACAGCCACUCGCCUAAGUCCUCUCUGAACGAUGUAUCCGACGAGGACGACGACGAAGACAGCAGCGACUGAGGACCAAAGCUUUGGGGUUGGCUUGGGUUUUCUCCCAACCCCUUGCAGUUUGUAUUCUGAACCCUGUGGAGCUGCUUUUGGGGAGGUCUGUAGCGAGGAUCCUCAGCAAAAUCCUGUUCCUAGCCAUAAAAAUCUGCCUGAAUACCUUUGGCUGCCAUGUGCCUCGAGCUCUCAGUGCUCUAGACAAUAGCUGGUUGGGUUUGUUUCCCCCCUGCCAGCCUAGCGCUCUGCAGGGGUAGGCUGUUGCAGAUGCUACCAGAAUGUUUCCCAACCUCUCCUACUUGAGUUGUGUCUAGGUUAGACUGUUGUGGAAGGCCGGAGAACUCAGCUGUACCUUUGUUAAUUUAACAACCCCUACUUCCUAACGCUUCGCCUCGGGAUGCUGUUAUGUGGGGCUCGCAGACGUGGGGAGGAAGGCUGCGAGAAGGGCUGUUGGUUGCAAUCCUUUAGACCAUCUUGUUUCAUCCCUUACUGUGGUGGAAGGUGACAGAA
Molecule: messenger RNA, 1461 nt
Organism: Dryobates pubescens (Downy woodpecker)
Lineage: Eukaryota; Metazoa; Chordata; Aves; Piciformes; Picidae
Gene: PLEKHF2
Product: pleckstrin homology and FYVE domain containing 2
Exons: 2
Coding region: 220-969 (249 amino acids)
Molecular function (GO): phosphatidylinositol binding; metal ion binding
Source: RefSeq, a predicted model, not a curated record